This is a messenger RNA of Sebastes umbrosus (honeycomb rockfish), 1184 nucleotides long. RefSeq names its product DnaJ (Hsp40) homolog, subfamily C, member 12 (gene dnajc12). The coding region runs from base 287 to 811 and encodes 174 amino acids. Gene Ontology annotation, cellular component: cytoplasm. The transcript has 5 exons. NCBI's taxonomy places the organism in Eukaryota, Metazoa, Chordata, Actinopteri, Perciformes, Sebastidae. The record is from RefSeq and is a predicted model, not a curated record.
ACACUUGAAUGCAGCAUACGUCAUAUGGUGAAAAGGGACGCGGAAUUUUCCCCACAACUCAGGAGAAACCUCCAUUGAUAAUUUUACUAUUAGGCAGUUUCUCCAUUAAUAACUUAAUCUGAUAAAAUAAUAACAACAUCAAGUUUGUCAGUGAGUGACCCGCAGCAGCAGCAGCAGCAGCAGGGGGAGCCCUUCAGCAACCAUUAAAAGGAACAUCUGUGAUCCAGGAGAGCAGAUAUUCAAGCUGCUGCGUGACAAGAAACCAGACACAUUUCAACAGGUUUUAAUGGAGGCUAUUUUGAACUGCAAACCAGAGGACUUGGAGGAUUACUACGGGUUAUUAGGAUGUGAUGAAUUGUCGUCGACUGAACAGAUUCUCAAUGAAUACAAGAUCAAAGCCUUGGCAUGUCACCCAGACAAACACCUAGACAAUCCAAGUGCAGUGGCAGAUUUCCAAAAGCUGCAGGAAGCCAAAGAGGUUUUAUGCAAUGAAACCAAGAGAAAAAAUUAUGACCAUUGGAGAAGAAGUGGAGUUACUAUUCCAUUUCAUGACUGGCAAGCCUUGAAUGACUCUGUUAAAACUUCAAUGCACUGGGCUGUGAGAAAUAAGAAGGAACCAAUGUUGGAGGCCUCAAAUGCAGAAAUGCCUGUCACUUCCCAAGCAGAGGACCUUCAGUCUGAACAAGAAGCAUCGAGGAUCUCUUCAUAUGAUGCCAUGUCAUCCGCAGGUGAUUACUGUCAUCGACGUUUUCGUUGGGCCGCUGACUCCCCAUCUAGUCUGCUGCAGAAGUUUAGAAAUUAUGAAAUAUAAAUAUAUCAACAGUUUAAUUUUAUAUAAAUGUUUGUGUUCUGUGUCUUGUCGUCAUUGUCCAUAUUCAGAUGGGACCCUGUUAAAUGUGGUGUCAAUUUUUGUGAAUAUUGUCUGGCUGUAACUCACCAAACUUCUUCAUAAACUGGAAAUUGUGAACUCUAAAUGUGUCUGUUGCAAGUGUCAAAUACAAACAAAAUCAGCAUAUGAGAUUAUGUAAACAAUUUAUUUUGUUAGUUUUGCUCAUGUGUUAAUUAUGGUCACAAACACACAAAUGAAAAUAUGAUCCUGGAUUAUACUUGUGUACCUUUCAUGCUGUAAUGUGUUGCUGUCAAGUUCAUGAUGUUGGGAACAUAAAACUGAAGCAUCUUGUGUA